Chrysemys picta bellii (western painted turtle) is the source of this 11882-nucleotide messenger RNA. The record is from RefSeq and is a predicted model, not a curated record. NCBI's taxonomy places the organism in Eukaryota, Metazoa, Chordata, Testudines, Emydidae.
UUCCUGUCUUCUAACAGGCUUCUUAAAGAAGAAAUACAUGCAGAUGUCACUUUUUGUGUUGGUCAUACUCUAUUCAGAGCACAUAAAGCAGUGCUUUUAGCAAGAGUUCCAGACUUCUUCUUAUACUGUACCAGAAAACAAUUAACUAAUCUGAAAGACCAUGAAACUUUUAAUCUGGAGAACUUCGAGCCCUCAGAAUUUAAAACAUUUCUGCAGGUUGUAUAUUCGUCUGAUAAAAACAUUAGGGAAAUCGAGGAAGAAACUCUGAGGAAAAGAGUCCUGGAGCCCAGACAAACACAGGAAAAUGAAAGCCUUACAUCUGGUAGUCUUCAGAACACUCAAAUAUCAGGUGUAAAAUGCAUUGGAAGUGAUAAAACAACUUUUGUUAAUCAGCAUUUUCUGGAUGGAGCCAUAGAAAGAGAAGUUGUUUGUUCACCUAAUACUGAAGAUGAAAUUCUAGAAGCCAGUCAUGCUGAAGGCAAUGCAACUAAGCCAGGUAAUUCUGAACUAGAAACCGCAUCUGGGUUAGGAGAAGACUUAAUGAUGCUCUACAAGAAAUGUUGUUGUCCAGAUAUUAAUAUUUGGAUAGAAGGCAACCAGUUUCAAGCUCACAGGGCUAUUUUAUGUGCCAGAUCUAGUUACUUUGCUGCUAUGCUGAGUGGAAGUUGGGCUGAAAGCUCCCAAGAGCACAUCACUCUUCAAGGCAUAAACCAUGUAGAAAUGAAUGUCCUAUUGUAUUUUAUAUAUGGAGGAAUGCUGGACUUCCCAAACAAAGCUGAUGCUGGUCGAAUACUCAGUGUUGCUGAUAUGUAUGGGCUAGACGGACUGAAAGAAGUAGCUAUCUAUAUUCUCAAAAGAGACUACUGCAAUUUUUUUUCAAAGCCUAUUCCUGGAAGGCAGCAACAUGUGCUAGAAUGCCUGGCUAUUGCUCAUUCAAUGGAAGUCGAGAACCUUUAUGCUGCUUGCAUGAAAUGGAUAGUAAAACAUUUUGUGAAAUGUUGGUCAGAGAGGAGCUUUGCCAGUUUACCCACUGAGCUUCAGAACAACUGUCUUACUGUGAUGAUUCAGUCUUUGAACCACAAGAAUGCAGCUUCUCUUUUGAUGGAAAGCGACCGGCUGCUCGGUAGUCUUCCCCAAGUGAAAUGGUCUGAAACGGGUCUGGCCUUGGCAUCUAAGCUUCAAGAAGAAUGCAUAACAUUUAUUGUAACAAACUUCCCUCAUAUAAUAGAGAGUGAAAGUUUUCAUAUUUUCUUGCAGGCACAGGCAAUGAGCAGCAAACCUGAUCUUCUAGAACAAGUUUUAAAAGCAAUUGAGAAAAACAUUAGCAUUGAAAACAGUUGCUUUCUUCUUAUAGCUGUGGAUACUUUGUUGAGCUCCACAAAUGUGAAGGAAAUGGGUUUUACAUGCAAGAUCCAGGCUCUGCGUGAUAAGCUGUGGAUCUUCCUGGUUCAGUCUUUUUAUGCUGUUCGUCACACAGAAAGCUGGAAGCUGAUGAGACCAGAUCAUCAAGAGAAAAUACAAGCAGCUGCUUUUGACAAAGGGGAUGAUCGAAGACUUGGCAAAAAACCUGUAUUCACUAGUUCUCAGCUAAACAGACGCAUUACUGACUCUGUUGAUAUAAGGCACACUUCCUGGAAAGUAAAAGGCAAGAGAGAUUAUUGCGGCAGUUCCUUCACUAAUCGGGAUAAAAUGAAAUCUGAUGGAUUAGGAGCAUCUGGACAUACAUCAAGUACCAACAGAAACACUGCUAAUAAGACUUCAAAACAUGAUGACUUAAAGGGAAAAGAUAGUAAGAAAACAGUUUCCAAAAUUACAAAAGAUUCAAAAACUGGGGAAAAAGUUGCUUCACCAAAGGCUAGAGCUGUCAUAAAGCCAAAAAUAGAAAGUAAUGGAAAUGCUAAGGCUGAAAGCUUGAUUACCAAACAAGAUUCAGAAAGGUCAUCAUCUGCAAGUGGGCAAAAAAAUUCUGGAAGUGGAAAAGGUGUAAAAAAUCAGGAAGGAAAAAAUUCAGGUGCCAGACCUAAAGUACUUACUGGAAGCCCAAGUGUGCAAAUCAAAACAAAGCCAUUGAAGAAAACCACAGGGAAAGACUCACCCUCUCUAGUAACAGAGACAGGAACUUUCAGCAAGUCAACAAACUCAAGUACAGAUUUACAGAUUUCCAAUGAACAACUAGAUGAACCCAAAGAGGAUAAACCAGUAGAUGAAGGAAAAAUAUAUAUCGCAAUGAAAACAAAGUCUGUUUUGAAGUUGACUAAUGGAGCUACUAACAAAAAAGCUAAUGAACUUGAGACGAACGUUACAACAAAUAGGUUAAAAAAAACCACUGUGAAAGGAUACAAUGAACAAAGUCCACAAACUGUUUUGAAGAAAAAGGGAAAUGUGAGUGGCAAUUCUACAGCUCAGCAGAAGACAAAGAAUGCACCAGCUAAUGUUGCCAAAAACCAAGGACCACAAGGAGAUUCACAAAAUUCAUUAAAAUCUGGAAUGGCUCCGAAACAAAAUGAAGGAAAAAACAUGAUGCAAAAUUUUUCUCAGACAGCACUUUCAGAAAAACAACCUUCAUCUAAGAAAAAGAGUAUUAAACAAUCACAAACAUCUGCAGUUAAAGCCACUGCAAAAAUAAUAACACCACCCAAAAAUCAAACCCAUUCAAAGAAAGGUGAGACUAUAAACAGUAAAGACCCAAAACAGAAAAUAGUUACUGGGCAGCCUAUAUCAAAAGCUCAAUCUUCAACACAAAGACAUUCAAGAAGUGAAUCUCCUGUUGUCCAGAAAAACGUGCAUAGUCCUGAACAGAAAAUUUCAGAACAGAAACUUGAACAACACACAUUUGCUGCUUUUGCAAUUCAGCCACACGACAAUAACAAAUGCAGCCCUGCAAAACAAAGUAAGUGUGAAAAAUCUAUGAUAGAGUGUAGCAGAGGAGACCUACUCGUGGAAUCAUGGCAACCUGAUCCAAGAAAAUUAUUGGAUCCUCUUGAAAAUGGGGAAUACAAAGUAGAAACCAAACCUUUUUGUACUCUAGUUAGAGGACAAAAUGUUCCUAAGCUGAAUAUUUCAAUGCAAAACGACAUGGAAUCAAAACAGGUUUGUGAAGAUGAAAUUGAAAUUAAAUAUCCAGUAGAUAAAAACAAAGAUGAUGGUAAUACAACUGAAUUUAAUUGUUAUACAGAGCCUAGUAGAAAUGCAUACUCAGUCAUUUGCAAGAAUACUGGCCAAAAACUCCCUACUUCAGUUUCAGAAGAGAGAUUGAAAAAGUGCAAAACUGUUUGUGAUUCAGCUCAGAAAUACUUGGGAUAUUCAGGAAACAGCAAAGUAUGUUUAACACAAGCAAUAGAAGACUGUGUGGGACAGAAUGAUACCUUAAACACUGAAAUGGGCAUUAAUUAUGGAGAGGAUCACUUACCCAGCUUUUCUAAGGUAACAAAUGCCUCUAAUUCGGAACAAGAUGAAAGAAAAUCCUCUAAGACUCAUGUAAAGGGAUUUGCAAGUGCUGGUCAAUUGUCUGAUAAAUCAGCCUUGACCGAAUACAGGUCUGCUACAGUAGACUCUGAUGCUGCUUCAAAAUGUUUCACAGGACAGGUUACAGAAAAAUGUUCACCUAAAGAUAUGGAUACUACAGAAACACCAGAAAGCCAUGAAAAUUCAGAAACUCCCUUUGUGGAUCGUUGGAAUUUGAGUACAGGUGUGUUGGAUCCAAAAGAGAGUCCUGAAUCUGAUACCGGCAGUGCAACAACAUCUUCUGAUGAUAUCAAACCAAGAUCAGAAGACUAUGAUGCUGGAGGCUCUCAGGAUGAUGAAGGAUCAAAUGAGAGAGGGAUUUCUAAAUGUAGCACUAUGUUGUGCCAUGAUUUUCUUGGAAGAAGCAGCAGUGAUACAAGUACACCUGAAGAACUAAAAAUCUAUGACAGUAGUCUAAGAAUAGAAGUGAAAAUGAAAAAAGAGGGUUCGGAUCUUUUUCGUGUUAAUUCAACAAGUGAUGAUGAGAUACCAAGAAAAAGACCUGAAGUGUGGUCACAUCAAGGUGUAUUAAGGGUCAAUACUAGGGAAAAUGAAAACACUACUUUUGGCAGCACACAAUUUACUCAGGAAGCAGACCAAGUUUCCUCUUCUGCAGAUGAAACGGAAGAUGAAAGAUCUGAAGCAGAAAAUGUAGUAGAAAGCUUUCCUCCAUCUGACCCUCCUACUCAGCCAUUCCAAGGAAUUGUUAAUUUAGCUUUUGAAGAUGCAACAGAGAAUAUUGAAAGUCAAGAAUUUUCUACAACUAAAAAUUUUAAGCGAUCUCUUUUACUUUCAGUAGAUGAAUGUGAAGAGCUGGGAUCUGAUGAUGGAGACGCUCAUGCUCCCCUUCAGCAUUCCAUAGAUUCCCCUACUCCUUCUGAUGUUUUUGAUAGUGUAUCUCAGGAGCAUCAUGAAAAGACUUAUUAUUCAAGGUAUUCAUUGGAAACUGAAGAUGGAUUCCUGGAGUGCAAACAACAAGAAAAGGAUAGAAGUGAGAGAUUAGAUAAAAGUGAGCACUUUUUUCUAGAUCCCCAUAGCCCAGAAAUCAAAGGAAAAGAUAAUCAGGGUGCUUCAGUGACAGAACAAAAUUGCCCAGAGAAAGUACUCUCAGUAGCAGAUAGUCAGUGUUCAAUAGAAGAGCAAAAGGUAAAUAGUAAGAACGAAGAGAUUAACGAAAUUCAACAGUGCAAUAAACUUUCAGACAAUGACACAAAGUCUCAAGAAAGACCAUGUCAUUUGGACCUUCAUCAAAGAGAUACUAAUUGUGACAUGCAAAAGAAGAAUUCUGCAAAACCUGUAAAACCCUGUAAGAAUCAGUUACUGACUCUGGAAGGUCAAAUGAGAGAGUGUCAACGAGCACCUACUGAAUACACUAAUACUGAUUUACCUGCAGGAGACAUAGAUGAUUGUGACGUAUUGGCACAAACCUGCAUGUAUGAGCAUCGACCUUCAAAAACCCUUUCUCCAAUAUAUGAGAUGGAUGUUGGAGAAGCUAUUGAGCAGAGGAUGGAGUCAGAAAGGGACAUUCUAGAUGUGGAUUUUGAAGAUCAGCAAUUUGCAGAACAGGACUGGACUCUUCUCAGGCAAUUGUUAUCUGAGCAGGACUCAAACAUUGAUUUCAAAAACUCUAUUCCUGAAGACCUUAACUUAGCACAAUAUCUUAUCAAUCAGACACUACUUCUGGCAGGAGAUGGUUCAAAGCCUCAGGGUAAAUCACAUGUUGAUACUUUCAGUAGAUGGACUGAACUAAUGUCACCACUGGAUGAUUCUUCAGCAAGUAUCACAGUGGCAAGCUUUUCCUCUGAAGAUUGUUCUUCUCCUCAAGGGGAAUGGACAAUUCUUGAACUGGAAACCCAUCAUUAAAGUGAUCAAAUGUUUGAAAAUGGACUCCACCCCCUACCCCAAAUCUAUUUUUUGAUGCAUUGUUUCCAUACAAUAAUGAAAUACUGCAUCAGUUAAGAACACCCAAUUCUUGAUACUGAGGCAAUCUUUCCAAUAUAUUGAGGUGCAUACUGUUAAUUUAUAACCUAGCUUUAAUCACAAAUAGAAUAAUUUUUCAAAGCUGAAAUAGAUGUUUUUCUAAAAUCAACUUUGAGCAUGUAUUUUCUAAAAUUGUUAGAAAAAUUAGAUGACUUGCAAGAAAAAAUAUUGGUUUAAACUCCAUCUUCUGUCCCCUUUCUGUCAUUUGUUAAUAUAUUCUUUAUUGAGCAUGGAUUUUAACAUGUGACUGCACAAUAAGUAGCGCCAUUUUUUCCUUUUUGCUCUUCAUACAGUGACUUGGUGAUUUUUCAACAAUAAAAGAUUGAGAGUUGUGUUGAAAGGUGUUGUGUUCCAACAGUACUUUAAAUAUUAGAAAUUUAUAUUUGCAUUUACAGAAUGUAAAAAGUUUUGGACUCUAUUUACAUAAGCUGCUUAUUCAGUUUGUUUCCACCGGAUUGAUUUUGUAUAUUUUUGUUUGUUUUGAAAAUUUUCAAUAAUUGUUUUUAAAUUGUCAUUUAUUUAAAUACAAGACUGCAGAGGUACUGUAAGAAUGGUACAGUUCCUCUCUUGGGAACACAAAUACAUUCCCUUACUUCAGGAAAUAAUGGCAUGGUGUAUGAAUCAGAAUGUUAAACCUGUUCUGAAAUACUGUGUCUAACAGCUCAAAAAGUAGAUUCAGUCUGAAGUUUUAGCAGUGGCACUCUUGCCUUCUUCACUUUAAAAGUCCAUGUUUGAAGUGGAAUUUUAGUUGUGCUACAACUCAAGAUACUUUUGUGCCACUCCCCUACUGUCUAAGUCAUAACUAGUUUAUUGGGGUUUUCAAAAUCCCAGUGUGUCUUCUAUCUUUGAGAGGGUGUUAGGGUUUUUGCUGUCUCUUUUUAAUCUCAUAAUGCCUCUAAAAACUUCCUUAAAGAGGCCCAGUGUCUCAUCCUCUUGAUUAAGGAGAACUGAGAAGGAAAUGCUUCUCACCAUGUUUGCUCUGCUCAUUCUGCUGCUAAAGAAGAUGGCAGUUAAAUGACAUGAGCAGGGUUUUUUGUUGUUGUUUUUGGGGAUGUGGGUUAAUAAGGGGGAUACUUUCCAGGUGAGGGAUAUUGGACCAUAUUCUUCAUGCCAUACUGAGGCAAAACGCAGCAAUAAGGGAUGGUCUUAUGUAAACUAUACAAUAUUGCUUCUGCAGAUCCCCUCCUGUUAAUGACCAACAGGAGAUGUGCCUUCAAAUGGGAGUGCUACACUGCAGUAACAAAUUACUAAAAUGGUGAUAUUUUAAAAAAAGACUUUUUUACCAAAAGCCUAACUUGCACUGGUUACAGCCAAGGAUAAUACAGGCGGGUGUUUUGCAAACUUUUGCACAAUUCUGCCAAUGCACCUUAAUCCUGGUCUGCAGGUAUUCCUGUUAUCUUGAUCCUAUGCUAUUUAUAAGCAGAGACUGACAGGAGUCUUGAAUUGUGAAGUCGCUUUGAGAUGUGGCUAAGCAGUGACUGCUGAACUAACUUUCACUUUUGACCUAAUCAGCAUUUUGAUCUCAGAACUCAUGACUUGGAAAGGCUGCUAUACACUGACUUGAGUGUCUGUCAAUACAAUCAACAUUUUAUUGAAGCAGAAUUAUAAAUUGGUAGAGGAAGAAUUUUACCUUCUAAAUAGAGGUUAAAGGAAAGAUAUUAAUCUCCCCUUCAUGUCUGUGCCCAUGAUCCUUAGAAGGGAGUUCAGUCUUGGCUGCAUGCCCAUCCCCAGCUUUCUUAUAGAGGAUUCUCCCCAAGGGUUCCUGUGAGGAGGCUAGGGCCAUUAGUUGGACUCCUGGAUAUCCUAUCCUAAACCCACAAAGGAAGCAGCAUAAAUUAAUACAGCCUGAGUUUGUACAAGCUCAGCAUCUUACCCAUUGUAGUCUGUAUUUGCUACGUUAUCCACAUUUGGUGGAUGCGGGAGGGGAGAUUGCUGCAGCUAGGGGAACUCCCAAAAGCAAAUCUCCUCCAAGAUCAGGAGACUCCAUUUACGUGCUCCAGUUCUGAGAGGAGCACAGAUAUUGAAGAAUCUGUGGGAUAAGGGAAAGCCACCAUUGUCUUCUAUAGAGGGGUUCAAAGAACUCAAAAUAGAGAGAACACAAGUUUCUCACCCCAAACAUGGUUAUUCCCGUGUAGGAGACAAUAAGGACCAUGGAAGGUAUAAAAUAAAAACAUGUAAUGAACUCUAAAUUGAUGAAGGCACAAGAGGGUAUUAAUUUUUACACAAAGUAAUAUGGGAGAAGAAAAGGUAAAAGAUCAGAAGAGUAGACAGAGAAUGAAAGAGAAGGAUCCUUCUGCGCUCUCUCCCCUUUCCUUUAUAUUUUCUUGUUUUCUUCAAGUGCAGCUCAUAUCUGAAAAGUGACUGAAAAAUGACAUGUUUCCCUGUUUGUGUGUCUGACUCACAGAUCAAAUAUGUUUGUUACAGUUAAAAUGAUGCGGAUUUUUUGUUUUGUUUUCUUCUGAAUACCAGCUCUCAUUUUUCAGGCUAGAAUUUGAAAGUCAACCUGUGUUAUUUUCUCAGGUCCUCAGUAAUAUAGCUACAACUUCUUCAAUGGAUUGGAACAGGUGUAACUAAGUGGAAUUUAGUAAAAAUUUUGUCGAUGCACAAGAAAUAAUAGAAUCCAGCUCUCUCUCAGCCAUGUUGGCUCUGCAAAGCCAAUAGGAGUAAAAAGUAGUAAUAUUAUUCAUUAUCUGUAUUGCCAAAGUGCCUAGGAGCCCUAGUGAAGGACCAGGACCCCGUUGCACUAGGUCUUUUACAAACACAGAACUAAAAGAUAGAUUGUAAGUUCUUUGGGGUACAGACUAAGUAAGACAAAAGACAACAGAUUAAUAUAGAUGGGAAUACAAGAAAAUGAUGAGAGCAGAUAAGAAACUUCUGUCUCUGUGACGGGAGGAGGGAGAGAAUUGUAGGAGGAGAAGAGGAAAGGGAAGGUAAACCAAGGGGAUGGGGAAAGUCACGUUGUAUUUUGUCAACUUUUUCUUGGAAGAACUUACCCUAGCAUCUAACAAUUACAAUAAAGUCAGCAGAUAUGGCUGUGAUGCUCACAGGGAAUAGAUCUGUUGAGUAAGAAGGUCCUCCUUAUAAGUGCUUUGGAGGCAAUUGGUAAAGAAAAGCAAUACUGAUGCUGUCCAAGAAAUAUGUCCAUCUGCAAGAUGGCAGUUCUGGCCAGCAUGAAGCCUGGCUGUACAUCUUGAAUAACUGUGGACUAUAUUUCUAUUUUUGAACUCUGCUUCAAAGUGGCACUGAAUUUUUUGAAAUGCCAUAAUUCUGUUUUCCACUGCCUCUACCUGAAGAUUGAGUCCAGGAUCUGGCCCCUUAACCUUCCUGGAAGAAGUGUUAACUUCUUCCAGGAAAUACAAACAGUAAAUUAAAAAGCUGUUCUAGCUACAUAUUGCUGGUGGCAUAGACUAUUUUAAACCUUUGAUACCAUGUUAUUGCCAUCUGGCAAUUCAUUACCAACAUGCUUACUGCAUUUUGUCCCAAAAAAUCUAAACCCUCUGUUUGAAGGUGUUAAGACUUAUUACUGUGUCUUUCAGCAUCGUCUGCCAUGGAACAUAAACAAUUAAGAAGGCACAAUCUUGCUCCCAUUAAUGUCAAAGGUAAAACUCCUGUUGAUCUCAGUUGGAGUAGGUUCAGGGUCUAUGUGACUAAAGUGCAUGUAGUAUAAAUGCUAUUUUUUUUUCAGUACAUGUACUGUUUAGUUCUAUAUCUCUAGUCUGCUAACUUCUAAUAUUUUAGAUGUAGGGAUGAUUUAUGGUAAAAAAAAAUUAACCAAGUAUAAUUGUGUGUAUUAUACUAAUAUUCAUGAUUGGAUUAUUCACUAUUCUACCUUGGUAUAUCAUGCUCUUUCCAGCACUAAGCAGAACUGAAGACAAAAAAAAAUAAAAUACAGGAAUUCAGGGCAGGUGGCUCUGUAACAAAGCUGGUGGUGACUACACAGGACUAGAGGUGGGAAAUGGGCUUUUAAAAUGACAUCCAUUAUGACUAGAAGUUUUUAUCUCUUUCAGAAAUUUUGUAACUGUUUUCAUUAAUCUGUUGUUGAUGACAAGCUGUAGUGGAGGAUUCUACAGCAGAAUUAGAAACACUGCUGUUUAACUGCAAAAAAUUCUAUACCUAUUUAAGUUGGUAUCCAGAUGCUGGCCAGGGGGGUGUAUUUCAGGGAGCUGAACUUGGUGCACUGGGAAAUGAACUUCUUUAGAGGCAUAAUCAACUUAAAAACUAAAAACAAACAAAAAACCCACUUCCAUCUGAAAUGCUUUUCCUACUGUUAUUACUUGUGAUUACUAAUAAUUGAAAGAGACUGGAACAGAAACUACAACUCUUUUGAUCUUUCAUUUGACAGACCUCUGUAUACAUUGUUUCACAGUUUCCUCUGUGUAGUCAGGCCACCAUCUUGCAAAUGUUGUGUGCCUAUGUGCCUAUGUUUGAACUACUUGUAUGAGUGAAGUUAGGUACAUUAAGUAUUUGCAUGAUUGGGCCCUUAGUCAUUUCUCUGUGUUUUUCUUUCAUCUGUUGUGUACAAGAAUUGCACAAACAUGUUUUAAACUUCAUGAAGUGUUUGUAAAAUCACAGAAAUGGGCAGGGGAACUCAAAAGUAGGUGUAAUACCUGAAACUAUUUUUAAUUCCCAAGAGGAUCCUGAUUGGACUCUCUUGGUGCCAUGAUAGUAUAAAUCAUAGAAUAUCCGGGUUGGAAGGGACCUCAGGAGGUCAUCUAGUCCAACCCCCUGCUCAAAGCAGGACCAAUCCCCAGACAGAUUUUUGCCCCAGAUCCCUAAAUGGUCCCCUCAAGGAUUGAACUCACAACCCUGGGUUUAGGAGGCCAAUGCUCAAACCACUGAGCUAUCCCUUCUCUCCUCCCUCCAAUAUUAAUAAUAAUGCAACUAUAUGCUGUUUUCUUGCUCUCCCUGGUUACUGCACAGACGUUCCCAGGUAAGAAAUCUGCCUCAACAUGUGAUCCUAUUGGUACUUCAAUUGUAAAUUCAAAGCUGUAAGAAAUGUAACUUGAAGGCAAGUGGGAAGUUUGAAUUACAACAAGGAUAGAAAUGUUUUCAGAUUCUAUUUCCAUUCCACUUUAAAAUAUAAAUAUAGUCUUGCAGCUCUUAAAAAAAAAAAACUCAGGCCUCAAUUAUUCAAGGGUUUUGUACUAUGCCCAGUAAGAUUCUUACUUUUGAUAUAAGUGGUCAAAAUAGUUUGUGUUAACUUCAAAAAAAAAAAUCUGGCACCCAUCUCCAUAUUUAGGCACCUGAGUGACCUUAUUUUUUUCAGAAAUUUUGAGCCUUUGCAGCUCCCAUUAAAAAUCUGGCCAUUUUUAUGUAAGUGCCUACAUAUGGAGAUGGAUGUUUAACUUCAAGAAUCCAAAAUGAAACUUUUAGCCAGUAUUGCUUCAAAUUUUUGUUUCACUUUCACUAUAUGAUUCAUUCCAUAACACUGAGUUUGGCAAAGCUGUGCCUGAGCGCUGUUUAAUGUAUUAUAUCACGUCAAGACUCCAGCCCUCUAGUGCCCUUUCACUGUUUUAUAUUGGUAGGGCAAAUCAGGGCCACCCAGAGGGGGCGGGGGGCAAUUUGCCCUGGGCCCCUCAGGGGCCUCCACGAGAAUAUACUAUUCUAUAGUAUUGCAACUUUUUUUUAUGGAAGGGGCCCCUGAAAUUGCUUUGCCCCAGGCCCCCUGAAUCCUCUGGGCAGCCCUGGGGCAAAUAUAGGAUUGUCAGACUUGUGCUAGAAUAUUUAAUAAGAUCCAUUUUGUUUAUAAAUCUGAGAGUAGUAUGCUAUUCUGACUCAGUACAAUAUCAUCAGUGUACAUAACACUGAUAUGUCAGAGACAGGCCAAUGUGUACAUCAGAUCCAAUGUAGCAGUGUAAAAAUCUCUAUAUAGUUUAUAUUUCAUACAAUCUUAAAAUAACUAUCAAUUUAACCAGCAGUCAUAUCAUGCUCAGAUCCCAUAAAUUACUUAUGUGGCAGACCGACUCAUCUGAGUGUCAGACCUUCCUACCUUCCACUAAUCUACUUUUUAAAAACAAAAAACUGUGGAAUAAAAAACUUUAAUCCCCAUUUUCUGGACUGUCAUGCUCUAGAUCCUAGGAUGUAUUACGAGAGAAGGUACAGUUUCACUUCCAGCAAUCCAUGGUUUUAGGGUCCUAAAAUAUCUGCUCACUCGGUGGUUUAGAGUUGUUUGUUUUUUAAGCUAUCAAACUGAAAACUUGCAUGUUUUCUACCUGUUUACUUUUUAAACAUUUUAGCCCACAUUGUGAUCUUAGGGAUAAGUAACUAGCUGCAUUUCCAAAUGAUGAAUAGUGAACAUGCACUUCUGUUUCUAAAAUUGCUGUACAGUUGCUUAGUCCUACAAGCUUUCUCCGUUUAUGUAUAAAAUGGAAAAUAAUAAACCCAUUAUGUAACUGAAA